CCUUUCUAAGGCAUACCGGUAGUUACAACGCUGUCUACUGUGUGUUAAAAUUACUCAGUUUAUAAAGCCGGUCCUCGUCACCAAAACUUAUACUUUAUUACGGGAAAUAUGUCAGUUACCCCAGAUCUGAUACGUGAAAAACUGAUUGCGGAGAUUGGUGCGAUACACGUGGAUGUAGAAGACACGUCUCCUAAUAGAUGUGCUGCCAGUUUUAAAGUUCUUGUAGUAUCUCCUCAGUUUGAAGGGAAACCAUUGUUGCAGAGACACAGGAUGGUGAAUAAUUGCCUUGCCGAGGAACUGAAAGAGAUCCAUGCAUUUGAGCAGAAAACAUUGACACCAGAGCAGUGGGAGAAAAAGAAAGCACAAUGACACAUGCAGACACACACACACAGACAUGCACAAAACUCAUUUAUGCAGCCAUCAAAUAAAACAGCAGUGACUUUUUUUUUUAUUUGUUGAUAUUUCCAUCUUUCCUCCCAAAGAAUAAUAAUACAAAUGUAAUGGAAAGCAGUUGAGUUGGUUUUAUGGGGUAAUUACGCUUCAGGUUUAACUGUCACUAAUGCAUAACAUCUUGUGCAAAUGAUUUAAAUACAUUAUGUGCCCUUUGAAAUUGUAGUAUGCUGACAAUAAAGAACAUUAAUGGACA
Molecule: messenger RNA, 646 nt
Organism: Sinocyclocheilus anshuiensis
Lineage: Eukaryota; Metazoa; Chordata; Actinopteri; Cypriniformes; Cyprinidae
Product: bolA-like protein 2
Exons: 3
Coding region: 109-369 (86 amino acids)
Biological process (GO): protein maturation; intracellular iron ion homeostasis
Cellular component (GO): cytosol; nucleus
Molecular function (GO): 2 iron, 2 sulfur cluster binding
Source: RefSeq, a predicted model, not a curated record